AGGCACAGCAGGGGAGGGUUUGCUUAGUUUUUCGUCUGUGCCUAAAGUUCACGUUCAGCUGUCUUAGAUGCUUUGGAAAACAGAUUCCUUCUGACCUAGGGCAGCUUGGCUGGGCUGGGGGAGGCCCCAGGGCACGUGGCAGUGUGUCACAGGGCCCUUUGUGACACAGUGGGCAUUGUCAAUGGAUGGAAUGGGGCAGGGUGUCACAGGGCCCUUUGUGACAUGUGAUUAUUUAAUACUGGUGGUGACGUGGCGACGCCUCAGUGCUCCUCGGAGCGUGCGACGGGACAGACGGGACAGAGCGGUGCUGUGCGGAGCCCCCGUGCAGCCAACUCGUUCCUUACUGAUCCGGAGCUUUUUGGAGUCUUCUCUGUGGUUCAAGCGCCCUCGAGGCCAGACCGCGGGACUUGGUGACCCGGAGCUUUUCUGCGGUGUCUCCAAUCCCUGCGGCAGGUGCCAUCGAGGCCAUUCUCUGGGGCUUCGUGCCCCAGAGCUUUUCCCUGGCGUCUCCAAUCCCUGCAGCAGGUGCCCUUGAGGCCCAGCUGUAGGAUGGCAGGGAGACGCUUCAGCCUGUGCAAGGUUCUCAGGAGGAACAAGAAGAACGGAGACCCUGGGACUGCCCCUGCACAAAAGCCUGAAGAGAUGCAGCAGGUCCAGCCCCUGCAGGAAGAUCCAGGCCGGGUCCAGACAGAAGCCCAGGACCAUGCCUGUGGCCACUUCCGCAGGGCAGCACAGGCCUUUCUGAAAGUCUUGGGCGUUCGGCGUAGAAAGACCGGGAUAACACCAACCGAGGUCAUGGCACAGCCUGACCCCACGCCGAACGAGCUCAAGGCAAAGCCUGAUGUCGGCACCGUGUCAACUGAUGGCACAGCAACCUGUGACACCGCGGUGACCGAUGAACUGAUGAACACCGACAGCACGCCUGUUCAGCGCCUGGCCCAUGCUCCAAGUCUGGACUUUGUUGAGGAGAGAAUUGUCUCUGCUCAAGUAGCCAUGGAGCCAGACAGAGGUAUAGAGCAGAGACCCCCCAGGGUGCCCAAGCUGGCCUGGCUGAAGGAGAGGAAGGAGGAAAGCCCUGGGCCUGCCCCGGCACAGCACCCUGAGGAUGUGGAGCAGUUCCAGCCCCUGCAGGAGGAUCCAGGCCAGGUCCAGACAGAAGACCAGGACCGUGCCCGUGGCCGGUUCCACAGGGCAGCACAGGCCUUUCUGAAAGUCUUGGGCGUUCGGCGUAGAAAGACCGGGAUAACACCAACCGAGGUCAUGGCACAGCCUGACCCCACGCCGAACGAGCUCAAGGCAAAGCCUGAUGUCGGCACCGUGUCAACUGAUGGCACAGCAACCUGUGACACCGCGGUGACCGAUGAACUGAUGAACACCGACAGCACGCCUGUUCAGCGCCUGGCCCAUGCUCCAAGUCUGGACUUCGUUGAGGAGAGAAUUGUCUCUGCUCAAGUAGCCAUGGAGCCAGACAGAGGUAUAGAGCAGAGACCCCCCAGGGUGCCCAAGCUGGCCUGGCUGAAGGAGAGGAAGGAGGAAAGCCCUGGGCCUGCCCCGGCACAGCACCCUGAGGAUGUGGAGCAGUUCCAGCCCCUGCAGGAAGAUCCAGGCCGGGUCCAGACAGAAGACCAGGACCGUGCCCGUGGCCACUUCCGCAGGGCAGCACAGGCCUUUCUGAAAGUCUUGGGCGUUCGGCGUAGAAAGACCGGGAUAACACCAACCGAGGUCAUGGCACAGCCUGACCCCACGCCGAACGAGCUCAAGGCAAAGCCUGAUGUCGGCACCGUGUCAACUGAUGGCACAGCAACCUGUGACACCGCGGUGACCGAUGAACUGAUGAACACCGACAGCACGCCUGUUCAGCGCCUGGCCCAUGCUCCAAGUCUGGACUUUGUUGAGGAGAGAGUUGUCUCUGCUCAAGAAGCCAUGGAGCCAGACAGAGGCAUGGAGCAGAGACCCCCCAGGGUGCCCAAGCUGGCCUGGCUGAAGGAGAGGAAGGAGGAAAGCCCUGGGCCUGCCCUGGCACAGCACCCUGAGGAUGUGGAACAGUUCCAGCCCCUGCAGGAAGGGCUGGGCUGUGUUCUCUGGCCCCUCCUGCGGCCCCUCAGCUCUGACCGCGCUCUCUCUUUGCCAGAUCCAGGCCAGGUCCAGACAGAAGACCAGGACCGUGCCCGUGGCCGGUUCCACAGGGCAGCACAGGCCUUUCUGAAAGUCUUGGGCGUUCGGCGUAGAAAGACCGGGAUAACACCAACCGAGGUCAUGGCACAGCCUGACCCCACGCCGAACGAGCUCAAGGCAAAGCCUGAUGUCGGCACCGUGUCAACUGAUGGCACAGCAACCUGUGACACCGCGGUGACCGAUGAACUGAUGAACACCGACAGCACGCCUGUUCAGCGCCUGGCCGGUGCUCCAAGUCUGGACUUUGUUGAGGAGAGAGUUGUCUCUGCUCAAGAAGCCGUGGAGCCAGACAGAGGCAUGGAGCAGAGACCCCCCAGGGUGCCCAAGCUGGCCUGGCUGAAGGAGAGGAAGGAGGAAAGCCCUGGGCCUGCCCCAGCACAGCACCCUGAGGAUGUGGAGCAGUUCCAGCCCCUGCAGGAGGAUCCAGGCCAAGACUGA
This is a messenger RNA of Chiroxiphia lanceolata (lance-tailed manakin), 2613 nucleotides long. RefSeq lists its product as uncharacterized. The transcript is spliced from 14 exons. The coding region runs from base 550 to 2613 and encodes 687 amino acids. The record is from RefSeq and is a predicted model, not a curated record. NCBI's taxonomy places the organism in Eukaryota, Metazoa, Chordata, Aves, Passeriformes, Pipridae.